AUGCCGCACAGCAGUGCUGCCAGCGACCUUGCUGGCCUCGACAUGUCGGCGCCCCAGCCCGCACAGGCGACCAAGAACCCAUUUUUGAUGCAGCAGCCAUCUACUGAGGCCACAGCGGCUCCGGCCGCGAGUACGCUGAUGCCCGCCCUCGGUGCCCCUGUGGCCUCGACCAACACGGGUGGCGAGGAGCCUCUGAGCUACCUGGCGUCGGGCGUCUCGCCUGCGACGACCGAUCCUCAGCAGGACGCGGUCGUCCGCUCGUACCCGGUGCCUAUGCACGCGCAAGCGUCGGCGCCGGAGGGCACGCUCUCCGGGGAGGAUACGAAUAUGGGCGGGGCGCUUGCUUCGGGAAGUGCUGCAGCGCGUGCAGCGACCAGCUCUGCACCGACAGGCGUAACAAACUCGACGCAGUGGUCGCUUAAAGAUGUGUUUUGGCACGGGCGCGAGACCAAGAUCAUUAUGGAAAACGAGCUAGGACCCUGCUCUCUCAUUGCCCUUUGCAACUGCCUGCUGCUGGAGCGCCGCCUCAAGAUUGUUCCGGCGGACCGCCCCGCAGUGACGUAUGGCUACCUGUCGAACCUGCUCGCCGAAUACCUACUGGAGGCGAGCACGGCUACGGACCCCUCGAAUGAGCUGGGCCAGGUGCUGAACUCACUGCCUUCACUACUGCAAAACUUUGAGGUGGAUGUCUACUUCGACGCGCCGAACAAGUUUGGCGCGGAUCCGCUGACGCACCGCUCCGCGGAGCUCUCCCUCUUCAGCAUCGCAGACGUAUCGCUGCUGCACGGCUGGCUCGCUGACCCUUCCGAUACGGAGACAUAUGAGGCGCUGCGCGCCAUUGGCAGCUAUGGCCGCGCCAUGUCGUCGUCGCUGGCAGACGCAAGUGAGCCCGUGCGGGACUUUAUCCAAUCGACGCCGUCGCAAGUCACGCCGUACGGUAUUGAGGCUAUGAAGUCCGUGCUGCCACCCGGACAGGUCGGCGUGUUUUUGCGCAAUGCGCACCUGUAUGUCCUCUACCACCGCCGCGCCGAGGAAGGUAUGAGCGGCGGUCCCCAGCUGUUCAUCCUCGUUACCGACCGCGCGUACCUGCUGGAUGACGCAGUUUGUAUGCCCCAAAGCUACUACGAUGCCAACCUGGUUCCUGUCUCCGGCGACCUGUCGGCGGGUGCGGGCACGACCGAGGAAGACGACUAUGCUCUGGCAAUGCGCCUGCAGGGCCAGGAGCGUGACCGCGCACUCGCCUACCGCAGUGCAUUUAAGGAGCGCGCCGAUGCGCGCCGCAAAUACAAGGAAGAGAACAAGUCCUCAUUCAAGAAGCUCAUGGCCAAAGUGCAUAAGAAGGACAGUGACAAGAUGUGCACGAUCAUGUAA
Molecule: messenger RNA, 1371 nt
Organism: Malassezia sympodialis ATCC 42132
Lineage: Eukaryota; Fungi; Basidiomycota; Malasseziomycetes; Malasseziales; Malasseziaceae
Exons: 2
Coding region: 1-1371 (456 amino acids)
Biological process (GO): protein K48-linked deubiquitination
Cellular component (GO): cytosol; cell periphery
Molecular function (GO): K48-linked deubiquitinase activity; cysteine-type carboxypeptidase activity; cysteine-type deubiquitinase activity
Source: RefSeq, a predicted model, not a curated record